Seriola dumerili (greater amberjack) is the source of this 1181-nucleotide messenger RNA. RefSeq names its product sorcin (gene sri). The transcript is spliced from 8 exons. Gene Ontology annotation, molecular function: calcium ion binding. Bases 264 to 815 code for a protein of 183 amino acids. The record is from RefSeq and is a predicted model, not a curated record. NCBI's taxonomy places the organism in Eukaryota, Metazoa, Chordata, Actinopteri, Carangiformes, Carangidae.
CACACCCUGGUGAUAUUUAACAACCUGGACGUCCCGAAGAGGGUUUUCAGGUUCUACCGGUGGUUUCCUUUUUAGCUCCCUCCUCCAAUUUGAGUUUAUAAACGUUAAUAACCCGCCUCGCCGCUUCCGGUUAAUCUCCUGCACUUUUAUAUCCUCGGCUCUCAUCGUCUCCUGGUGUUUGUGGACAUCCGCGGACACACCCUCCGAGUUUACGCAGGGACAAUCGCGGUCGUACAUUCCGUUCAAUAAUAACUGGGAAAGAAAUGGCCUAUCCAGGAUACGGCGCCGGUCCCGGUGGAGCCCCAGCGCAGCAGGAUCCUCUCUACGGAUAUUUUUCAGCUGUAGCAGGACAGGACGGACAGAUCUCAGCGGACGAGCUGCAGCGCUGCCUCACGCAGUCCGGCAUCUCUGGCUCAUACCAGCCCUUCAGCCUGGACACCUGCAGACUGAUGAUCAGCAUGCUGGACAGGGACAUGUCUGGCUCCAUGGGCUUUGCUGAGUUCAGGGAGCUGUGGCAGGCUCUGAAUGGCUGGAAGAACACCUUCGCCUCCUUCGACCGGGACCACAGUGGGACAGUGGAGGGCCACGAGAUGCAGCAGGCCAUUACCACCAUGGGUUACAAUCUGAGCCCUCAGGCCAUGAACUGCAUCAUGAAGCGCUACAGCAUACACGGCAGGAUCCCCUUCGAUGACUUUGUGAGCUGCAGUGUGAGACUCCGUGCCCUGACUGACCAGUUCCGAAGGAGAGACACGAACCAAACUGGCAGCGCCUCAUUUCACUACGAUGAUUUCAUCCAGGUCACCAUGAGCAUAUGAAGAGGACGAGGCUGAACUGAAGGGACACACGAACAUUUUAAAAUCUUCUCAUAUUAACAGCAUGUCAUUUCUAUUUGUAUUUUUACACACUUUUUUGUUUUUUGUUUUUAUUUCUGAUGUAUGAACAAAAUUAAAGUGUCACUGUCACAUUCCAUUUUAACAUGAACAUUAAACACGUGCUGAUUAUUAAAUAUCUAACAGGAAUGAUGUAACCUCAGACUGUACCAACAACAACCACUAGACGAGUGCCUGUCAGCCUGUGUACUGAAGGGUUUUAUCAUUAGCACUCGUACAUUUAUAGCCUUUUACCUCAAGAGUUACCGUGUUAGUGAGUGUGAACAUGUAUGAAAUUAAUAAACAUGGACG